Zea mays is the source of this 2002-nucleotide messenger RNA. Its product is annotated as transcription factor bHLH130. NCBI's taxonomy places the organism in Eukaryota, Viridiplantae, Streptophyta, Magnoliopsida, Poales, Poaceae. The record is from RefSeq and is a predicted model, not a curated record. The coding region runs from base 412 to 1632 and encodes 406 amino acids. Gene Ontology annotation, molecular function: protein dimerization activity; DNA-binding transcription factor activity, RNA polymerase II-specific; RNA polymerase II cis-regulatory region sequence-specific DNA binding. Gene Ontology annotation, biological process: regulation of transcription by RNA polymerase II. The transcript has 5 exons. Gene Ontology annotation, cellular component: nucleus.
UCGACGAGCGCCCCAGCGACGAGGGCGCUUCGUUUCUUCCGGUAACUUCCGCCUCCGCCGUUAUUAUUAUAUAAAUAGCGCCCAGCUCUCACCCCACAUGUUAAACUGCUACGGCUACACACCUCCCCAGUCAACACAGCUCAGCUCGGCUCGGCUAGCGAGCUCCUCUUAUCUACACAGUCCCCGACGCCCGCCCGCCCGCACCGCUGCGACUGCGAGCGACGCACCGACCCCCUUCGCUGGUCCCUGCCUGGUUCUGGCUGCCUUCUUCCCCCUCCCGUCCGAUCGGUUUCACCAUUCACGGAUUCACCCGUCUGCGCGCUCCAACCGCCGCAGUUCGUACUGGCGCGGUGGACAGGGAGCUAGCUAGGCGGGGUUGAUUGCAGUUGGGGAGGCGGGAGUGUGUGUGUGAUGUACGGCGCGCCGGUGCCCAAGGACCUCAACCUACCAGCAGCCCUGCCGCAGCCGACCAGGGCCGGUGCGAGGACGCCACCGCAGCAGCAGCAGCAGAUGAGCUCCGCGGGGCUGCUGCGCUACAGGUCGGCGCCGAGCACGCUGCUCGGCGAGGUGAUGUGCGGGGAUCAGGACUUCCCCGCGACGGAUGGCGGCGGAGGGCACGGACCACCGGACCACGCCGCCACGGACAACGUCCUCGCGCUCUUUCUCGCCGGGCACCACUCAGAGGCCCGGGACUGCAAGCCUCCCCGCCCCGCCGCGGCCGCUCACUUCAUGGACGAAGCUGCCGCCUCGCAACAGCAGCAGCUCAUGUACCAGUCGCAGCAGCAGCAGCAGAUGGCCGCCAUGGAGGGGCUGUACCACAACGUCAGCUCCGGUGGCACGGAGCACGGUGCGGGCGUUGGCGCUGGUAAUAACAGCCUGAUCCGCCAGAGCAGCUCCCCCGCCGGCUUCCUCACCAACGGGUACGGCGGCAUGCUCCGUGCGGGCAUGGGCAUGGCCGGCGGCUUCAGGAACGGCGUCAGCGACGCGCGGCUCAAGGGGCAGCUGAGCUUCCCGUCCCGGCAGGGGUCGGUGAUGUCGCAGAUCUCGGAGGUGGGCAGCGAGGAGCUCGACGGCGGAGGCGGCGGCAGCCCCGAGGCGGCCGGCAGCAACGCCAGCGGCGCGCCGCGCGGCUACGUCGGCAUCCCGGGGUACCCGAUGGGCGGCGGCACGUCCGGCGCCUGGUCGGACGAGCCGUCGCCGUCGCCGACGUCCGGCGCGAAGCGCCGCCCCCGCGACUCCGGUCCCGCGCCGCAGAACGUGCAGCAGCAACCGCUGGCGCCGCAGCUCAGCCUGCCCAGCGGCGGCAAGCCGGCCUCGGCGGAGAUGGCGGCGAUCGAGAAGUUCCUGCAGUUCCAGGACGCCGUCCCCUGCAAGAUCCGCGCCAAGCGCGGGUGCGCCACCCACCCGCGCAGCAUCGCCGAGCGGGUGAGGAGGACGAAGAUCAGCGAGCGGAUACGGAAGCUGCAGGAGCUCGUGCCCAACAUGGAAAAGCAAACCAACACUGCCGACAUGCUGGAUCUGGCUGUGGACUACAUCAAGGAUCUUCAGAAGCAGGUCAAGGUGCUGAACGACGGCCGCGCCAACUGCACCUGCUCCGGCGGCGGCAAGCUGCAGGACCCGUUCACCAGUUAGAAGGAGCAGCAGCCGGCGCGCGCGUAGCAGUGCGCGGCCAUGCAUGGCCCGCCGCAAGGCCGGCCUGACUGACGCCUCCGUGCCGGCCGGCGGCUAAGCUCGCUUCGAGCGCUCCUCCUCGAUUGGAGUAAGAGUCGUCGAAGUAUAGUAGUAUCAGUGUACGUGUUCGGCUUUACAUAGUUAACUGAAUGAGUAGUACGUAGUCUGUUAUACAUGCAAGUUCAUUAGCAGGCAGGCCCCACGUACGUAUACCAGUGACACAGCUGCGUCAGUUAUCUGUGGCUCUUGCAGCAUGUGUGUCUCUGUCAUCGUUUGCACUUACUGCUCGGAUCCUACGCGACACGUACAUGCAUAUGUACGCAUGCAUGCA